AAGGUCAAAAAGGGCGACAAGGUCAGCGUCCACUACGAGGGUAGACUCGAGGACGGUACCAUCUUCGACUCGUCCUACAACCGUGGCAGUCCUCUCGUUUUCCAGGUCGGCGUGGGCCAGGUCAUCCAGGGCUGGGACCAAGGCUUGGAAGACAUGUGUAUUGGCGAGAUCAGAGAAUUGAUCAUUCCUGCCGACUUGGCGUACGGAGACCGUGGUAUCGGUCCCAUUCCUCCCAAGGCCACAUUAUACUUCACCACCGAAUUGGUCGACAUCGCCGGGGCCAAAACCCACCACGACGACGAGUUGUAA
Messenger RNA from Suhomyces tanzawaensis NRRL Y-17324, 309 nucleotides. RefSeq names its product peptidylprolyl isomerase family protein. The annotation marks the transcript as partial. Lineage: Eukaryota; Fungi; Ascomycota; Pichiomycetes; Serinales; Debaryomycetaceae. Gene Ontology annotation, biological process: protein peptidyl-prolyl isomerization. The transcript is spliced from 2 exons. Gene Ontology annotation, molecular function: peptidyl-prolyl cis-trans isomerase activity. The record is from RefSeq and is a predicted model, not a curated record.